Phycodurus eques (leafy seadragon) is the source of this 3918-nucleotide messenger RNA. RefSeq names its product AGBL carboxypeptidase 2 (gene agbl2). NCBI's taxonomy places the organism in Eukaryota, Metazoa, Chordata, Actinopteri, Syngnathiformes, Syngnathidae. The transcript is spliced from 24 exons. The record is from RefSeq and is a predicted model, not a curated record. Bases 369 to 3440 code for a protein of 1023 amino acids. Gene Ontology annotation, molecular function: zinc ion binding; metallocarboxypeptidase activity. Gene Ontology annotation, biological process: proteolysis.
CUUUGUUGCACAAUGAAGACUGUGAAUGAAAUUCAACGUUAAGUUAGGUUUGCAGUCAGACAGUCGAGGAUGACAAACGAAUCCCACCGUUACUUUGUUGGAGUUUCUUUGGCCAUUUUGACUACAUUUACCGGGCACAGUUGGAACGUACAGUGGGUACGAGACAUAGGAACCGAAGAGAAAGAGGACAACGGAGAUAUGCUGUUAACAAGCUGAAUGCAAAAAAAAGAAAAGAAAAGCAAAGCAAUGCGUUGAAGAUACCAAUCUCAACAUAUCAUAGCCAUCCCCAGAUAUGCAAAUAUGCCACCAAGGGGCUAUGACCAUCAGGUGGAUGACAUCUGCUACCAUUAGGAGGGAAAACAUCAGCCAUGGCCGGCCCUGUGAUCAGGAAUUGGUGGAACACCUACCAAUUGGACAAAUCUGACACCAAUGACUCCAAUAGAGAGGAGGAUAAAGAGGAUGUAGCAGGGAAAAGGCAGUUAUCGAUAAGUCAGACCCUGCGAACCAGGCAGCUGCGCGUAGAGUUUGAUGGUGGACGCCCAGUUUUCAGUCUUCGAGCACCACUGGAUCUGGUUCAGUUCCCAUCUAUCUCCUGCCCCCGUUGGCCAGUAGAGUGUGAGGUCGUCAGUAAUGCAAUCCAUCACAUUGAGUGGGAACCUCCAAGACCUGAACCUUUCUAUCACCCAACUGGUCAUGAGAAGAUACCCUUUCCACCUGGGGAGGAGAGCAGACAACUUGUCUAUUGCAUUGACCAGGACAAUAAGUGUCCCUACUUCACAUGCUCUCGUGUUGGAGGCUCAAGGGUAUCUGUGACUAGCACCUGUUCUUCUGCUAACGACGUCAAGCAGACAGACCUCUCACUGGAGUUUGAAUCACGAUUUGAGAGCGGAAACCUUCAGAAGGCCGUGCAAGUGGGUCCCUAUGACUAUGAACUCACCCUCCAGACAGACAUGUACACCAGCAAACACACGCAGUGGUUUUACUUCAGAGUCAGGAACAUGAAGGCCGGGGUGACCUACCGCUUCACUAUUGUCAACUUGAUGAAGCGCCGCAGCCUUUACUCCCAGGGCAUGAAGCCUCUGCUCUACUCUGAGAGAGCUGCUAAGGAGAACACCGUUGGAUGGAAACGUACUGGCUCCAACAUCAUAUACUACCGCAGUCAGAAUCCAAAGGAUACCAAUGAGUCAAAGACCCUGUACUCCCUCGCAUGGACUCUCCAUUUUCCCUAUGAAUCUGACACUUGCUACAUCGCCCACUGCUACCCCUACACCUAUUCAGACCUCCAACGCUAUCUUAGGCACAUUUCAUCCAACCCAGCAGUGGUGUCAUUCUGCAAAGUGCGGGUGCUGUGCCACAGUCUGGCUGGCAACGCAGUGUACGUGCUGACAGUAACGUCACGGGCUGGCGACCAAGAAGACGAGGGCAAAACCAAGAGAGCCGUUGUGGUCACGGCCCGAGUACACCCAGGAGAAACCAAUGCGUCCUGGUUGAUGGAGGGAUUCCUGGACUUCCUGCUCGGGAACUCUGAUGAUGCUCAACUUCUGCGGGACACCUUUGUUUUUAAGGUGGUGCCAAUGCUGAACCCAGACGGUGUGGUGGUCGGCAAUUACCGCUGUUCUCUGGCAGGCAGGGACCUCAACAGGAAUUACAAGACUAUGCUCAGGGAUUCUUUUCCAUGCGUAUGGCACGCCCGGAACAUGGUGGAAAAACUGAUGAAGCAGACAGAUGUAGUUCUCUACUGUGACUUCCAUGGCCACAACCGUAAAAACAAUGUCUUUAUGUACGGUUGUAACAACCGAGACGAUGAUUCGCCAAAGCUUCAAGAAAGAGUUUUCCCUCUGAUGCUGAGCAAGAAUGUCAGAAACAAGUUCUCCUUCAAGAGCUGUAAAUUCCAGGUGCAGAGAAGCAAAGAGGGAACCGGACGAGUCGCCAUGUGGAGACUCGGUAUAAAAAACAGCUACACUAUGGAGGUCACCUUUGGAGGUUCCACGCUGGGUGAUCGGAAGGGAACCCAUUUUACCACUCAAGACCUUAAGUCGCUGGGUUUUUGCUUUUGUGACACCUUACUUGACUAUUGUGACCCCGAUCCGAUGAAGGUGACUCACUGUCUGAAAGAACUCACAGCUCUGUUGAGAGAUGAAGUCAGAGACCUGGGCAAAGAAUUGGAUACCGACUUCUCUCUAUUUGAUUUGGAAUCUGGCACAAGUGGUUCCAAUAGUUCUGAUUCGGACGGACUUCCAUUACAUUUGCUCGCACAGCCACAAACUGAACAUGCAGAGCAAUCUCCAGUCAAGAAUAAGAAGAAAAUGACUCGCAAAGAAAGAAACAGGCUGAAAAGCAGGAUACAACCUGUACAACAAGUUCAACAUAUUGAGUCUGACUUUCCGCAGGAGAUUGAGGAUGCACAAAAAGAGAGCAUCCAAGAAAGCCCACUUAGAAGACACGGGAGAAAAUGGAAGGUAAAUAUUCCAGCCAGGAAAAGCGUGAUCCCUACAGCAAAUACUGACCAUGCAGGGAUCAGUCAUGUGACCCUUUGGCAAGGCUUUGAGCCUCUCAAGGGAACUUGUCAAGAAGACGUGAGGGCAGAAGCAGACAUGCGUUGCAAGAAGAGAGCAUGCGCAAACCUCAACACUUAUGCAGCCAUUUCACCUCAUAGAGACCAACAAACAGACAGAGCACAGUGGAGAUAUUCAUCAAAGCUGCUGCAACUCAGCGCUCUCCUUCAGCGACCUCCGAGAUUCUUGCACCCAGCCCAGCAACACCUGCAGCAGCUUCAUCAUCAGUACCAUCACCAUCAUCUACAGCAACACCAGCAGCAGGAGCCGCAACAUUAUCUUCAGCAGCCGCGUUACCAUCGUCCUCAUCAGCCGCAGCAUUAUAAUCACCAUCUUCAUCAGCAGCAGCUACAGCAACAGCAUCCUCAUCAUCGUCAUCAUCAUCAUCAUCAACAGCAGCAGCAGCAGCAGCAUUGCAUCGCUCGGCUAUCACCCUUCGGUGGAACAUCCGACAGUCUUCAUCGUCCCAUGUUUGACAUUGUUCCCACAAGGCGCCUGCCGUCCAGCAUCGCCGAUGAUGAUCGUAAUAAUUGCAGAGACAGAAAUUCCUCAAUGACGCCAAAUCGUUACUACGUCCACCAGGAUCUGUCCACUGCACUUGCAGACAUACCCAACACCAAAUGGCGAGACGAGAGAGAGGACGGGGCUUUUACUGAAGUUGGAUUGCUUAAACAUCUACCAUUUCGAGAGCUUAACCGCCGAGAUCUCGUCUCAGAAAUCUGUCAGAGAAAGCCCAUUUCACACCCCAAUUUUUUGGUGCCCGUACUACGGUACACAGACCUGCAAGGAGACAGACGGAGCGAUUCAACUUUAGAAAAAGGAGCAAAGGUUGUUUUACCCCCUGUAGCAAAGUCCUCCGCAUCCACAGGGUGGCACCAUAGGUGAGUGUCACUGUCAGGCUAAGCUAUCAGGCCCCCAAAGUCAGAAGAGAAGGUCCGUAAUGGUACUGCUCCGGAGAGGCCGGUCACCACAAGACCAUCCCAUUCAGCAUCACGUAACAGUACCGGGUUGGGAUGACGGACACUCUGGCCAGUGAUUGGAACCUACUUGAAUGGACAUACAGGAACAUGCCAAAGCAUCGAGGUAACAAGGUCCCAAUGAUGUUGGUGUCAUGAUAUAUGAUCAAACAUAAUGUGACAAUGUAUGUCUAAAAUUGAAACGGUACAAGGAAAUCAUUGUUAAUUCAUUAAUGAUGGGAUAAUAAGAUUUGAUCUGGAUACAAUUCAGUAAGAACAAAUCAACAUUUUAAAAUGUGUGCACAAGUUGCAAGUUUUUAUUAUUUACAAACACACCAAACAAUAGUGCAAUCCCAUGAAAUGUCAACAAAAUGCAAAAAUAAAUACGUUUGUUUUCUCUUUAUAAA